UGCAUUGUGAAAACUGGAGAUUGGUCACACUAAAUAUUUCUAACGAACUCUGAAAAUAGCCAGAUCCUGCUAUAAAGUAGCUAAGUUGGCAACAGUGUGUGAUAGUGAAAUUUUUUGAUUAGAAGAAAACAAAGGCGAGUCACGUUCAAACGCAUCAAAACGGAAUAAAUGCAGCUAGAAAAGCAACGUUCAAAAUAUGAGUCGAAAGGGAACAAAAGAUCAAAAUGAUAUAUCGCUAAUCAUUGGAACUCUACCGAAACGGCUACAGAAAAAAUUCGCUGCCAGCUGUAGUCAACACAGCCACGCAGCAGAGGAUGUUGAAAACGCGGAACCAACGUCAACGUUAACGACAGCAGCGACAGCAGCAGCAGCAGCCACAACAAGGCCAGUCACGAUUUUGAGCAACCCAAAGGGAAAUGUUGGGAGUUCGGCGAAAGUAUCUGUGCCCGUUUUGGAUGCCAGCGGGUGCAGCAAUGUGGAGAACAGAUCAAAGGAUGUGGGUAUACCAGGAAUAUUGCGAGUGAAUGCGACUCCAGCAGCUAGAGAAGAAGAACGUCGCGCUGAGAAGGCAAGAUCUGUGAAUGGAACACGUAGACGAGGUCGAUCGCAUCCCAUACGGAUGCAGGAGCAGACGCCGUUGUCGCCAUUGUCACGAGUUCGUCUUACCACGGAUCAUCCAGUGUGGUUUGAGCAGCUGCUGAAUAUGCCCAAUGCCAAGAUCAUUAUACAGCUGUACGAUCAGCUGAUGGUGUUACAGCAACGUAAUCUGAUACUUAACAACUGGAAGAACUUUUGCAGCUUGCAUAGACAAUUGCAGGAGGCAUUUUGUGGUUUACUGCUGGAGCAAUUGAAGUUUGUGUGUGAGCACAAAGUGGAUGCCUUCUUCUGGAAGCUGCUCUUCUACAAUGUACGCGAUUAUUUGAAGCGACAGCACACGGAUGUUGCCCACAAUCACACGUUGCUGCUCAUCGAGCAGUCUGUGAAGUUCUAUCGCGGACUCUACGAGAAACUGAUGACCAAGUACAUCUCGUCGCGUUGUGAGAGCGCCGUCAAAGUGGUUGCUCAACGUUUGCUCAUCUGUCUGGGUGACUUGUCCCGCUAUCGUGCCAAUCAAUUGCAACUCACGGACUUUGCCGAGGCCUGCAAAUACUAUCAACGUGCACAGGAGCUUGUGCCGGGCAAUGGAGCGCCCUACAAUCAGCUGGCCAUUAUUUCCAUUUAUAAUCAUAAACGUUUCGAUGCUGUGUAUUAUUAUAUGCGCAGCUUGUUGACUUCCAAUGCUAUCCAGUCGGCCAAGGAAAGCCUUCUGGAUUUAUUCGAUGACAUACGCCGCAAGUAUGAGGAAACGGAAAUGAAGCAAUCGCCAAUGCACUGCAUCGCUGGCAAGUCGAAGAAAUCCAAGCAAAUGCGCAGGGAAGUCUGGAUUUACCCCGAUGGCAUGAGACGUUUACAUCGCACGGAUGUCAAAGGGAAGAUCAAGAACAGGGCAAACACCGCCGAGGUGAAUCGUUAUGAUGAAAUGUCACCGGAGGAUCUGCUACCACGAGUUGUGUCAUUGUAUCUGUAUCUGGUGGGAAAACUAUUUACGGCUACUGAUGUGGAGUGCAUGUAUCAGCUUCUGGGAAAGCUGCAGGUUCAACUGGGUGCGACUUUAAAGCACGACAAUCUCUUGUCCCGUACCAAAUUAAUGAAAAUAGUUGCUCUUAAUGUGUUUGUGUUGGAACAUAACAAACUAAAAGUCGAACGUCGUGAGAUGCGUUAUCAUAGCUUCAAUUUUGCCAAUUCAUUGUUUGGUCUAAUGCUGAGUAAUUCAAAUCAACUGCUAGCGAAUCUUGCGGAUGAGUCAACCGAUUUGCAGUGCUUCACCGAUAAAGAAUACUCCCGUGUCAACACGUAUCUGCAGUAUGUUAAGAUCUAUACCCAAUGGCUGACCAUCAAUGUGGAACUUUGGGAGCCAGUGCGCACAGAGGAUCACUCAACUAUCGACUGUUGGACUGAGUUGCAGACCCUUUUUGAAUAUAUUGAAGGCAUAUUCAGAAAACUCGAUAUUGAAACGGAUCGCAGGGAAACGAAUGUGAUUUUGGAUGAGGAUAUUGUGCUGAACGGCUUUGAGCCAUUGGGUCGUGAUGUGGCCAAAAAGGAGUGUGGUCAACGUGGCUCCGAGCGUGAACAGUUCAUAGAACGAAUCCAAAAAAUAUUGCAAUUUCAGGAGAUCUAUAUACAACACCAGUAUUCAUUGCAACUACCAUUGAAUGCGAGCUUCACAAUUGAGGAUUUAAAUGCAGCGAUGCAGGUGGCACUUAAUGAUUUUGAUGUGGUCAACUGUAUUACUUCCACAUCCGGGGAGAGUUGUAAUUUACAGCCCAAAGUUGAGGAAGAUGACAUGCUUGCAUCCUCUAGUGUUGGUGAUGAUGUGACGCAGCUUUGCAAGCUAAAGAAACAACUAGAGGAAAAGGCAAAGGUUAAGCAGAUUUGCAAUAGCAAACUAGAGGAAAUUCUUAAACUGGUAGACUCUAAAAUGUACAUUGAGGUGCGUCCACGAUAUCUAUUGCCAGACACCAAUUGCUUCAUCGAUUGCCUGGAGGAUAUUGAGAAAUUAUCUAUGGAGUUUAAGCGUUACACGGUUAUUAUACCACUGACGGUGGUAAAAGAACUGGACGGUUUAUCCAAAGGCGUCAAGUUGGAAUCGUAUCGCAGCUCCAAACAGAAUCAGCGCAUUCAUCACUUUGACGAAGUUUCAUCGCGUGCCAAGAAAUCACUUGAAUUUAUUAGAUCGGCCAAAAACAAUGUGAAAUGUGCAACCACAAAGGGCUCAAUUAUCAAUGCUUCAAUGUUUGGCCUUGUUGAGGAGACUUAUGCUUCCAAUGAUGAUAAAAUUCUGGCAACAGCAGUGGCCGUUUCUAAAAACGUCAGCUCUGAGCAGUGCAGAGAUGGAAAAUGCUUCAUUCAAACGGAACUUGUGCUCAUAACCACCGAUCGGAAUUUACGUGUUAAAGCCCUGGCGCGCAAUCUGGCCGUUAGCGCUUUGGAUGAGUUUUUGCAAUGGGCCAAGGACUGUCGUGAAUCAACUUGAAUCCCGAACAAUGACGGCGAAUUGCGAUGCGGACACAUUGUACCAGGUUCAUUCACCUGCCCAAACCGGCUGUGAAGAGCGGCGAAGCUUGUGCUUUCCAUAUUAACAUCAUUUGACGUAUUUGACUAUGUUUGUUGUGGUCAACAGACUCCAGCAUACGGAUAAAUAAGACGUGGCUCAGUCUUUGAAAUCGAAGCAAUGUAAGGCGCUGCUGUUGUUCGCGACUUGAGGUCGAAUCCAUAAUAAUGAUGAUCCAGAGGAAUAUUUGGCCAACAGACAUACAUAUCAACACUUGCUUCCUAAUUUCUUCUUUUAUGCAUUUUGUGAAUUACGUUAAAAAAAUGAUUGCCUAUUAAAA
Drosophila innubila is the source of this 3431-nucleotide messenger RNA. RefSeq names its product telomerase-binding protein EST1A (gene Smg6). The transcript is spliced from 10 exons. The record is from RefSeq and is a predicted model, not a curated record. Lineage: Eukaryota; Metazoa; Arthropoda; Insecta; Diptera; Drosophilidae. Gene Ontology annotation, biological process: nuclear-transcribed mRNA catabolic process, nonsense-mediated decay. Gene Ontology annotation, molecular function: telomeric repeat DNA binding; telomerase RNA binding; protein binding. Gene Ontology annotation, cellular component: telomerase holoenzyme complex. Bases 197 to 3073 code for a protein of 958 amino acids.